This is a messenger RNA of Porites evermanni, 374 nucleotides long. Lineage: Eukaryota; Metazoa; Cnidaria; Anthozoa; Scleractinia; Poritidae. The record is from the annotation of a GenBank genome assembly.
AUGCCGAGUCGCCAUGUGGGAAUUUGGGCCCGGCGUAGUUGUUUUCGUUGUCAGGCCGGAUCAGGAGGAGAUCAGAAUAAUUGUGGCACUAGAAAUUGGAGUACAGCUGGGCAUAAAAGGAGAAAGCGAAAGAUUUGUUGUUUUUACAAGGAUGAAUUUAUUUCUCGAAGAGAUGUAGAACACUUGAGCUUGAGGUAAGCUGAAUUCAAUAGAUUUUCGCACCUCCGCGCGCAUUAUGUGUUAUUCAUGUGUUUGCCCCUUUCGAAACUUCCAUAUUCCGUGUAUCUUUACCCAUCUUUCAUUCGAUUUUUUUUCUCUCUAGACUGCUUCAUCAAGCGAAAUGGAAGUUCGCCGUGGACCUUAAGUUAAAAUGA